Rubroshorea leprosula is the source of this 1881-nucleotide messenger RNA. Lineage: Eukaryota; Viridiplantae; Streptophyta; Magnoliopsida; Malvales; Dipterocarpaceae. The record is from the annotation of a GenBank genome assembly.
GGUCCGAGGUACCAAGACUCGGACUGCUACAGUAACUCCUCUAUGACCGAAGUGCAGAAUAAACCCAAAGCUUCCCGCUCAAAUAGAUGCAUGGCAAUGACAAUAAGCAUGCCCGCACCUGAUUCCUUAUGAUGAGUCUCACAGCAAGUAUGGUGGACGCUUGUGCAUCUGGAUACCUCUCAAAUUCCCGGUCCCGGAAUAAUCGUCUGGAUGAACACGUCAGGCUCCGAUUAUCUUGCUUGGCAUGCCACGUGGUCCGAGCUGGUAAUUCAUCUCUGCCUCAUGGCCAAGGUCAACCCCCCAACAGCCUCCCAUCCCUGAUCCCACCUCAAAUUCCACCUCAGCUUCCACCUCACCUUCCACCUCACAUCCCAGUUAUGUUCCCUCCUGUUGAUCAUGCAGAAGGAGGAGAUGAAAAUCAACCUCAUAUUUCAGCUCACAACUCAACUUCCACUGCCAACCAAGAUGUGGUGACAGCUCAGCUUGCUGCCAUGCAGCAACAGUUUGGUAUUUUUCAGCUGAUACUGGCUCAACUUCUAGCUAGAAAUAACCCUGGUGAUCCCCUCAUUAAUUUACUGAAUCCUGCUCAACAACCCCCAGCUCCACCACAAAACCCCCAACCGGUUCAACCUGCUCCCGCUGUUAGUGAAUCCCAAGAUCAAUCCCACAUAGCACCCGCUCAACAACCCAUCCCUGAUGAUGUUACCCGUCGCCUUGAUAGCCUAGAAAAGCUGGUAGCUGAACACCGAGGUGCCCCACCCCCGCACCAUGAUGCUAAUUCCAUACCUCACCCCUUGAAUACCAACAUCACGCUGGAACCCUAUCCUACUGGCUUCAAAAUACCGCAACUGGAGACUUAUGACGGGACGAAGGAUCCCGAUGAUCACCUGCAUGCUUUUUACUCCUGCAUGCAAGCUCAGAACGCCUCUGACGCGUUGAUGUGCAAGAUCUUCCCCUCUACUCUCCGAGGUAAUGCCCGAACCUGUAGAAGGCUGAUUAGGAAAACUACUUCUGAGUUGCUGAGAGUUAAACAGAGGGAUGGAGAAUCUUUGAAGAACUAUAUGAGCAGGUUUAAUGAUGCAGUUUUGGAGGUUAGUUCUUUUGAUCAAGCUGUGGGAAUAGCCGCUGUGAUCGCUGGUCUCAAGCAUGACAGGUUUAGAGACAGUUUGAUCAAACAUGCUGCUAUCACCUUUAGCGAGGUGAAUGAUCGAUCUCUCAAGUUUAUAACCGCUGAGGAGUAUGCCCUGGCACAAAACCCCACCCCGUCUAAGAACCAGAACCCAGAAUGGAGAGACGACAAUCCGAGCCGGAAAAGGAUGAGGAUGGCACAGAACCGAGAUCCGAUGUUGACCUCUCCACCGAGAUUCGGAAGGCCGAACUCAACACCCCAGCCACAGUCUGCAGGUAAACCUCCAGUUAAUUGGACUCCCUUUAAUCUGCCGAGGUCACAAAUUUUUAUGCAGAUAAAGAACAAAAUGGACUUGAGACGUCCUGACCCAAUGCGAACUGCUGCUGCUAGUCGUGACCACACCAGAUAUUGUGAUUUUCACCAGGACCAUGGCCAUACUACAGAGCAGUGCAACAGCUUGAAGUUUGAACUGGAAAGUUUAGCACAGAAGGGAAUGCUAAAUGAGUAUGUGCAGAGAGCUGAACAGCCGCGAUUUGUCAGAGAGCAGAGGCCGCAGCCUCAAGGAGCCUGCAAUCCCCCAAAUAGGCAAGAGAGGUUAAGCAUCAAAACCGAGCUCAGAAGCGGAAGCUUGACGUUGCUGAAUGGAAGAAUCAACCCAUUACUUUCACCUCCGCUGACCUCGACACAGUUGUUACACCCCACAAUGACCCCCUGGUCACUUCUGUCAUGAUCAAUAACUGUGAAGUACAACG